AUUUUAAAUUGACACAAUUAUUUUGAACUGACAUCAUGUGAUACAGUAACAUUGAUGAUGUGGAUAAGACCAUGGAUGAAAUAAACGAGCAGACCGAAAACAUGAAACAGAUUCAAGAAGCAUUGGCUACACCCAUUGGUGCAGCGGCCGAUUUUGAUGAGGAUGAGUUGGAAGCAGAGCUUGAAGAAUUGGAAGGUGCCGAGUUGGAGGAACAGCUUCUUCAACCUGCCACAACGGCCCCUGCAGCCCCAGUGCAAGCACCGGCAGGCAGGAUACCAGCUCGUGCUGCUCCUCAGAAGCGCACCGCCGAGGAAGACGAACUUGCUGCAUUACAGGCAGAAAUGGCACUUUGAACAGGUUGUUUUUCUUUUGUCUUUUUACCUGUAAUUUGAUCGAUUGUUGUGCCAAUGUUGUGUCAAUGUUGUGUCAGUUGACUGAUUGGUGAGCUGUAAGUCAUCCAGUCAUUGGAAUCUCUCUCCACCUAGAGCUGUAGACUCUGAUUAUAUUGUGUAUAUUAUGAGGCCAUCAUUUGCUUUAGAACAUCUGCACACUUCUAUACUGAUGAUAAUAUAUUGUUGUAUUGAAGUAGAAUGAAAUUGUUGUUAAUUCU
Messenger RNA from Camellia sinensis, 610 nucleotides. The record is from RefSeq and is a predicted model, not a curated record. Lineage: Eukaryota; Viridiplantae; Streptophyta; Magnoliopsida; Ericales; Theaceae.